Molecule: messenger RNA, 3277 nt
Organism: Larimichthys crocea (large yellow croaker)
Lineage: Eukaryota; Metazoa; Chordata; Actinopteri; Sciaenidae
Product: C2H2 finger domain transcription factor crzA
Exons: 3
Coding region: 155-2944 (929 amino acids)
Biological process (GO): regulation of transcription by RNA polymerase II
Molecular function (GO): RNA polymerase II cis-regulatory region sequence-specific DNA binding; DNA-binding transcription factor activity
Source: RefSeq, a predicted model, not a curated record
CUACUGGUCGGACCCGGUAGGCUGCGACACCAUAGCAACUCCCCUUGACCCCUCCCUCCCUCGGCAUUCGCAGCAUCACCCUUUACACUGCACAGUCAUAUUUGGUCCUCCGGAAAUAUCCUCAGCACGGAAAUAUAAAUGGGUAUGCCCCAAAAUGGAUUCUCAGUUGGCUUCAGUCCUGACCAGUGGCAGCCUGGAUGUCCAAAAUGGCAGCCAGUGUGCAGAGGGAUCAGGGCCAGUGACAGAGGUUUAUUUGGACCCAAAGGAAAAAACCUCAUCCAGUACUGUACCAGGUAACCUCCUGCCCUGCCCUGUCAGAGCAGCAGUGACCAUCAGACAAGAUGCUCUAUCAAUCAAUGGAAAUAAGCCAGAGGUGGGCGGGACUUCUAAGCCAGCCUCUCAGGAAACAAGCAAGAUUGGUGGGUUCAGACAGCCAAUUACAGUAAAGACUGGAGUGCCUGUGUUGCGCAGCCGACCAAUCAGACUCAAAAUUGUUGUUCCCCCACGGUGCAAGAGGCCAAUCACAAACUCUGCCAUAAGCCUGACCAAAGACUUUGCUCGCUCACAUCUUAGGAGACCUGUUUCUGUCUCAUCUGGGGCUGUGAUCACAGAGAAACACAGAAGUCAAAUCCAAAUAUCUGCUGUCAAGAAUGAAGAAGAAAUCAAGAAAGUUACUCACCAAAAGACUGAAGACGCUAAACCCGAAUCAUUCCAGGAGAAAGAGGCAGAGAGACGGGGAGAUGUGUGCAAAGAGAGAGAUGUUUCGGGUGCUAAAAUCCACACUGAUGGCUCGAAAACUCCUUUGCUCGCUAACACUAAUAAUACAGUUCAAUUACUGGACCAGCAAGGCAUUAAAGAGGAAACCACAGAGAGAGAAAUUGAGGAAAAUAUUCCACUUAUUUUGCAAGAAAUGGACUUGAAGUCUUACAAGAGGUUUGUUGAGGUGGAAAUGGAGGAACAGACAGAACCACUGGACCUGAGUUUGCCUAAGAAAAGAGAGAGUCGAGAGAGGAGGUGUGGACGCUUUCUGGAUGAUUUUGGCUGCGAGAGCUCGCUGAUUAUGGAGGUGGAUGAAUACGAGGGCGAGGGAGACAGAGACAUAGUAGAAGAGGACAAUGAGGGCGAUGAAGACUCCCUCCUGUCUCCCUCUUUCUUUUCCACCUCUGUCUUCACCUCCCUCUCCUCGAUAGAGGGCGACACUGAAAACCUUCUUCUCAUAGACGACCAGGGAAUCCCGUAUACUCUCAGUCCAGACGGAGUCAAAGUGCCGCAAGUCGAUCCCGCGUCAGAGGAUCAUCCGUCGGAUCAGGCUUAUCCAGCAGAGGUAGAAAGAAGGGGGUCACCACGAUUGGCCUCAAUAGCAGAGUCUAGCCUCAGCCAAAGUUUAGAUAAUGCACUAAAUGCACCUUCGGAUGAUCUUUACCCCUCUCCACCCCCCGCGACUGAUUCGCCAUCGCUUGGUGCCGAUCAGACAAAGACUCCAGAAGUCUUCACAAAUUUGAUUGCAAACUCUGAUCCCUCUAAGGCUGCAGAGCCUAGUGUUAAAUCUGUUCAGCCUAAUGCUGUUCUGUCUCCUUCCUCUGGGAUAUCAGUCCCCACCCAGCCCAUUCAGAUCCUCACAAAUCCUUCGACUAAUGCUCCGUUUCUCCUCCUGUCGCCCCCCUCUUCCUCCCCUCAGCUCUCCUCAGCACCGUUGGGUCUCACGCUUCCUCUUUCAGUAACUCAGACCUCACCUGGUGCGUCCAGCCCCAUGUUCCUCCUCCUUUCAUCUGUACCCUCUUCCUCCGGUGACUCUUCCUCUACCUCCACCCCUAUCGCUGUCCUCGACCCCUCCACUGGUCAGUUGUCCCAGAUCACAGCAGCCUCAGCUCCGGUCUCCCUUCCUCUGCCCUCUGGUCAGGUCAGCACCCUUGGAUCACCUCUGCCCACUCUGUCUCACCCCGUCAUCAGACUGAGCCCCAAUAACCCCCCUAUCAUCCUGUCGGGAGUGAAUAAUGUCAACGCUGGCUCUGUUCUCACCUCUCUUGCGGUGCGUUCGUCUUCUCCAGCUCUUCAAAACGACCACCACAGCACACAGACUCCCCUCCUUCACCCUCAGAUCAGCUCCCCCGAUUCAAACUCUGGAAAUGAAGCCAUAUCUGCUGAAGAAGUCUCAAAUGAAAACAACAAGCCAUCAACUUUUACAGCAUCCUCGCCGCACCCGCAGUCUGCUACUUUGACCUGUGACCCCUUAGCUCAGCCCAGUGCAGAGACCCAGUCUCCAGCUUCAGAGCCCCAGUCUGACCUGCACUCACAACAUUUACCUCUGGACGACCAUCUUUACUUCUCCAACGCUGCUGCACCUCCCUCCCCUCCCAUCAAACUCUCCUCUGGUAAACCCGAGCCCCUCGACCCCCUCGAACCACUGGAUCCUCUCUCUCCAGCGGAGUCACCCAACACCUUGGGCCCUCGCAGGGUGCUGUACUGCCAGCUGUGUCCACGGGUCUUCUUUUACCUCUCCGACCUCGAGCGCCACGCCAUCACGCACUCGCAGAAGAAGCCUCACGUUUGCCAGCAGUGCGGCAAAGCCUUCAAACGCUCCAGCCAUCUGCAGAGACACAAGCACAUCCAUACAGGCCAGAGGAACUUUGUGUGCCCCAUCUGCGCCAAACGCUUCAGGGAAGCCGGUGAGCUCCAGCGCCACCAAAGGGUCCACACCGGAGAGAAACCCUACCAGUGCCAGCUUUGCCACACACGCUUCGCCGAGCGCAACACUCUGCGCCGACACACCAAGCGCAAACAUCCCUACCACCAAGUAGCCAUGGAAAUGCUGAACGAGAGAAGAGGAGACGGGGGAGGCGGUGCAGGAUCUGGAUCCGGAGUGAAGGAGGAAGAGGAGAGCGCUGAGUGGUACAACUCCACUGUGUCUAAUUUGGAUAACUCAGAGUCCGAGGUGGAAACUUAAAGAUAGACUCCAAAGUGAAGGGAUGGGUGAUCCCAUGUAACUCUGGUUAGACUCUAAAAUGUCCUCAUUAAUUAACAUGAAAAGAAAAGGGAGCACUUGCAAUAUUUAUUAUAAUUCUUAAGUUGAUUUAUUUUUAUGAACGUAUAUAUUAUUCCCAUUCCAUUUAAUGGUCCAAAAAUAUAGCCUCCGGAGUCAUACAUGAGUAUUCUUGUAUGAAAAAAAAGUUGCAUUUAUAAAAAAAGAAAUCAUGGUUUUUAUGUCCGUUCAAAAUAAUAAUUAGGCUGCUAACACGAAGUUGCAUUCCCGUACAAUCCAUGAUUUAAAAAAAAAAAA